AUGAAUAAUGCCAUAUCAACUAUAGAAACAUUUUCAAAUGAAUUAUUAAUCGAAAUAUUCGAAUAUAUUUCUCCUUAUGAUUUAUACAAAGCAUUCUUCAAUUUAAAUCGUCGUUUCAAUUUUAUAAUUAAAUCUUUAAACAAUUUCCAUGUUAUAUUACAAGAAGAUUGGGAUGAUAAACGAAAUAUUCCUUUUUUUGCUUCGCAAAUCUCGAAACUAAUUAUUAAACAUGAUGACUUUAUUGAUUUUUCAUAUUAUUCAAAUAUCCGUCUGUUAAAAUUAACUAUGCCAACAGAAAAUCAAUGUAAUGCCAUUCAACCAUCACUUUUACCUUAUCUUGAAUAUUUAUAUAUUUCAAAUUUCUUCUUUUCCGAUCAUUCCAAACAAUUAUGUCGUUUAAUAUUUUCACCUGCAUUUUCCUAUUUACGAAUUUGUCAAAUCGAUCGAAUAACAUUAGAUGAAUCUCAUUCUUAUUUAUGUUCACCACUUCAUCAAUUAACGAUUUCACCAUCGACAUGGAAAUCUAAUAUAUAUCAAUACAUCUUCAAUGCAUGUCCAAAUUUAGUAGAUCUAAGAAUAAUACGUCUACGAAAUUUAUCAUUUAAAUUAUCUUCGAAUAUUAUUUAUUCACAUACGUCUCUUCGUUGUCUAUAUAUUCAUUUCUAUUCGAUUGAAGAUGAUUGGUAUGAUCAUAUUGAAUGGUUAUUAUCAAAUGUACCAAAUUUAGAAAAUUUCAUAUUUAUUAUCGAUCAAAAUGAAUUAAAUAUCGAGUUUCCAUUUAAUUCUCUAGCUGAUUUAUUAAUGCAACAUGUACCAAAUUUAAUUAAUUUUAAAACAAAAAUACCGUUAAAUAAUUUUUUAUCAAAUGAUUUAAAUACAAUCAAAAGAUUUCACCCAUUAUUUACAAAUGUUAAAUUUUAUGGAUAUAUAAAUAAAAAUUUAAAUAGUUAUUUACUUAUUACAUCACAAAAGUAA
Messenger RNA from Adineta steineri, 975 nucleotides. NCBI's taxonomy places the organism in Eukaryota, Metazoa, Rotifera, Eurotatoria, Adinetida, Adinetidae. The record is from the annotation of a GenBank genome assembly.